CCUGACUCAAAUUAAACUCCUCGCAGAGACACACAGCCACUUCAUUCGCAUUUUAUUUCACUUCUUGUUUAGUUGCUCUGCAAAUUUUUUCGGUGGCGAUGUCGGUGAAGUGUGGAGGGACGUCCCAGGCUAAGCCUGCCGACGAAAACGUACAGAAGAUCUGUGAUUCGGUGAAGCAGCAUGCAGAGCAAAAGGCAGGGAAGACCUUUGAAGUGUUCACUGCCAAGACCUUCAAGACCCAGGUUGUGGCGGGCACCAACUACUUUGUCAAGGUCCAUGUGGGAGGAGACGAUCAUGUUCACCUCCGUGUUUACAAGAAACUCCCAUGCGAUGGAGGAGACCUCGAGCUCACCAGCAUUCAGCACUCCAAGAGUGAACACGACCCUCUUGAGUACUUCUAAUGGGAUGACUAACAAACCUAAGCAUCAGUGCCUACAGUGUCAUGAUAACCUCUUAAUAUACUGAGAACAAUGUUAUAUGCACUUACAGUUACUUACAUGUAACCACAUACUGUACAUGUACCGUAGAUCCUCCACAUUUAGACAGGAUUUGUGUAAAAAUUUAACUAUUUUUUACAAGAUCUAUGAAUUAAAAAAAAGAAAAUGUGUUGUGA
Mugil cephalus (flathead mullet) is the source of this 613-nucleotide messenger RNA. RefSeq names its product cystatin-B-like. The record is from RefSeq and is a predicted model, not a curated record. NCBI's taxonomy places the organism in Eukaryota, Metazoa, Chordata, Actinopteri, Mugiliformes, Mugilidae. Gene Ontology annotation, cellular component: cytosol. Gene Ontology annotation, molecular function: cysteine-type endopeptidase inhibitor activity. The coding region runs from base 99 to 401 and encodes 100 amino acids. The transcript has 3 exons.